AUGAAUCAGUUUCAAACGGAACGACGUCUGUGUUGGAGUUACUUGUUUGCGGCAGUACUGCUUGCUGUGUCAGUUUUGUGCAUUGGAAUACCAUACAACCACUGGCGCACGACCCUCGACGUGUGUCCCGGUGGAUACUUUGAGAAUACGAACUGUGGCUGUAUUUUAUAUGGAGUGAGCACUUUCCAGUACUUCAAUGGUGGCCAUAACUCUUACUGCUUGUACGCAGUAUUCGCCCCACUGCCUGUAAUUGCGUAUGCCGUGAUUAUGGCCCUGUUUCAUAUGUACAGAGUGUGUAUUAAUAAUAUUGGACAGUAUGAGGAUGAAAAGUCUACAACUAUGGAGGAAAUAGAGGGUGAGUCAAUAGUAGUGAGUACAAGGACGAGAGUGAGCAGGAACAAUGAUGCGGUUAUAUAUUGCUGGAUCCCCACGUCUAGUAUAGCGGCCCUGUUUGCAGUGUACUCACUCGUGCAUGCUUCUAUUGUGACCGCUGGGUUUAUUAAGACAUGCACUCAGUACAGAGGAUAUUUAGUGAGAGAGCUCCGUGCCACUGGGGACCAUGCAACCGCAAUACAUUUCCGACUGGCAUGCCAAGCAAUUUUCGACUUUAUGGACUACCUACAAAAGGAUGCACCGAAUAGCAGACGAGGUGAUUUCAUCAACACUGGUGUGGCAUUGCAACUUGCAAUAUUUUGUGCAUGGGCAUCUGUAGCUAUAUGGAUAGCUAUUGUCAUAUACACUGCAAUGAGGGCCUACAGAGAGCGACAUGUACUCACAUGCUGUGGGAACUAA
This is a messenger RNA of Spodoptera littoralis (African cotton leafworm), 792 nucleotides long. Lineage: Eukaryota; Metazoa; Arthropoda; Insecta; Lepidoptera; Noctuidae. The record is from the annotation of a GenBank genome assembly.